GUCCGGCAGGAACAAAUGACACAGCACUGUAGUUCUCACAGGUUGUAAAGAAACCGACCGUUCAGACAAAAACAUCGAUAGCCAGAGGCAUAGCUUGUCAGCCUGUUUGCAUUUUUCAAAUUCGGAUAUAACGUAAAGGAGAUGUGCGUACAGUGAUGGCAGUCCAGCGCGCAGGUGGCCUUGACUGACUAAAAGAUCAUUGGUGUGCAUCCAUCCGGGAGUAGGCAGGUAUGGAUAGCGAGUGCGGCAGCAGUGUGGAUUGCCGGACCACACCUCGGGGCCUGGGCUCCAUAAACUCGGCUCACACCGAGCUGUACGAGCCAGCGGAGAAGAAAUGCAUCUCUGACGUGAGGAGGACGUUCUGCCUCUUUGUCACCUUCGACCUGCUCUUCGUCACACUGCUGUGGAUCAUAGAGCUGAAUGUAAAUGGUGGUAUUCAGAAUCGACUGAACGAGGAAGUCUUGAAAUAUGACUACCAUGCAUCAUUUUUUGACAUUUUUCUGCUGGCGGUCUUCCGAUUUGCAUCCCUUAUCCUUGCGUAUGCUGUGUGCAAGCUGCGCCACUGGUGGGCCAUUGCCGUUACAACAGCAAUCUGCACUGGUUUCCUGAUUGUAAAAGUCAUUUUAUCAAAGCUCUUAUCCCAAGGGGGACCUUUUGGGUACCUGCUGCCCAUAGUGUCAUUUGUGCUGGCCUGGAUAGAGACCUGGCUGCUGGACUUCAAGGUGCUGCCACAGGAGGCUGAUGAUGAAAACAGAUAUCUGUCUGUGUUGGAUGCUGCUGAAAGGGCCCCUCUCAUGCGCCACCCUGGCCCGAUGUCUGACGGCCAGUUUUACUCACCUCCUGAGUCUCUAGCGGAUUCAGAUGAUGAGUUGUUGGAUGACAGUAAACAUGACCCUGAGAAGCCUGUCAUCUAAUAGGGAACUACAUGACGGCCAUGAGGCAUAAAAGUAUGGACACCAUGCCGCUGUCUGCCGACUCUACAAGGAUCAGCAGACUUGUGGUAUUCACCCUUCACAACAAGUUUGUCUGACCUGGAGCAUGGCAAAGGAAACCACUCUUGGGUCCAACACUAUUCUGUCUUUUAGUUUCAAGGUCCAUUUGUGUCAUUCCACAGAACAAACGUUUGACACAACAGCACCUAAAAUAUAUAUAUGAUGUAUAUCUUUUAAGAAAUGAUAAGUCUGUGCUGUCACCCAUGAGCAAAGCCCGUAGUCUGGUGGCUACACUUUAGGGGAGAGAGGAUUCUGGGUUUGCUCAGUGCCUGUAUGAUUUGCUCUGCUUGAUCUGCCUUGUACCCUUAAGCACGCUCACAGAUCCCAGUGUCUUCACUGCAGAGACACUUAAAAAAAAUGCUGCAGCACUCCCGCGAUAAUGUGUCAAGAUAUGACUGACGUAUGGCGACUGAAUGGGUGUUAGGAAGUUAAUGUCAUUAGUAUGCACAGUACAUACAGCUUCCCUUAACAUGUGAAAUUCAUUUGAUUUGUAUUUUAACAGUGCAUGGUGAGGCCAAGCCUCAGUCAUCGGUGUUUCAUGAAGGCGUUAUUGUGCCCAGUGAAGGACCUCAAGUGUUGCCGCACUGGGGUUGAGUCAUAAUCAAACUCCUAUUACUGGACGCCAAACAAUAUACUCUUUACUUACGAUGUGAGGUAUUUUUAUGCAUGAGUAUCUAGUCUCUUUAUUAUUAUUUUUUUGUUGUUGUUUUUUUUCCUUUUAUUGUUGAUGCUUCAUUUGUGGGCCUCGUUUUCACCUGAAAAUCACUGUGGUUUUUUUUUGUUUUGUUGCCAAAAUAAAGUGACACAAGAUGUGGCAGAGCUCAGUUUUGAGCUGCAGCCAGGCCUUGCCUGUGCCAUGCUGUGCUGGGGCUGCAUGCAUGGAUCUGGUACUCUCCUCUCGGAGGUCUAGAGCCUGCUGCACUCUUGCUGGCCUCACCUGCAAAGGGCUCUUACACUGUCCACCAGUCGUGCUGUUUUGAAAUGGGUGUGGGGGAAUCUUUUUGGCGCAUUGACACCACCACCCUCUGAAAUGAAAUGUAUGUUAUGUGUGUUUUUUAUUUUAUUUGCCGUAAUAAACACAGUUUAUUA
Messenger RNA from Engraulis encrasicolus (European anchovy), 2081 nucleotides. It is a transcript of the gene stard3nl, whose product is annotated as STARD3 N-terminal like. Gene Ontology annotation, molecular function: cholesterol binding. The transcript is spliced from 9 exons. Gene Ontology annotation, biological process: cholesterol transport. Gene Ontology annotation, cellular component: endoplasmic reticulum membrane; lysosomal membrane; late endosome membrane. Bases 231 to 914 code for a protein of 227 amino acids. NCBI's taxonomy places the organism in Eukaryota, Metazoa, Chordata, Actinopteri, Clupeiformes, Engraulidae. The record is from RefSeq and is a predicted model, not a curated record.